CCAUCUUCUUCACUCUUUCGGGCUAUACCUUCUUAUUCUUCACGCCGGCUCCUCCUUCCUUUCAGCCGCUCAGUGUCGCUGCCGCCUCUCUCUGGUUCAGUGCUACCGCCGCCGUGUUCUUCUGUCUUGCCAUUGCAGUCUUCCUUUAGCGGCUUCUCUGAUUUUCUACUCUCUUGUUGUCACGUGAUGGGGGAAGUGAGGCAGAAGAAAAUGCAAGAGAAGGGGAAGAGGAGCAACAAUAGAAAAGACUCAGUAUUUCAGAAGAAGAACAAGGGCAGUGAUAAGAGGAGACAUAACAGAGGAGGUCCUCGAUUGGCACCCUCAUUGCAGAGAGAAGUCAAUCAAAUGAAGGGCGAUGAUAAUGAGGUUAGUGAUUUUGAUGAGGGAGAUACUUUUGCCGGGGAUGUUUAUGAGUAUGAAGAGGCUGUUCCUGAGGAGGAGUCCAGGAAGAACCGUCGUUACGAUACAGUUGAUAACUAUGAUUACAAGCUGCCCGAUGAUUUUAAGGAUGAGGAUGUAUUCUCCGAUGACGAAGAGAACAUUGAUGAAAGGGAUGGUAAAAGAAACUUGAUUGAAGAUUCAGAUGAUGCCGAUCCUAAAAAUGAUGAUGAUGGUAGUCAUGCUAGGAUGUUACAAAGUAUUACGGGAAUGCCUCGUGAAGCAUUUGAAGGAAAGAAGAAGAAUAAUGUUGUUAUAUCUGAGGCAUAUCAAGAGUCAGAAUAUAAUCCCAGUCGUGAUGUUUUGGAUGGUAAUGGACGCAUUAGCAUUGAAGACCUCCUUGAUCCUCUUCAAGGAAAACCUGGCUAUAGCAUGCUUAAAAAGAGAACACAUCAAACAGAGAAAAAAUCGAUGGCACUUCAAGCUCCACUUCCUAAAGCCGAUCUGCAAAGAGUGGAGAGGAAAGUGGCUUAUGAACAGUCGAAGAAAGAAGUCAGUAAGUGGGAGCCUAUAGUCAAGAAGAAUCGGGAAGCUCCUACCUUGUACUUAGGUGAAGAAGUAGAUUUAGGGUAUUCUACUGUAGGAGCAAUAGCUUCUGAAUUUGAACCUAGAACUGAAAUCGAGAAGAAAAUUGCUUCACUUGUCCAUGAUGGGCAGAUCAUGGAAGCUCACAGAAAAGAUGGUUCUAAGCUUCUUGAAUUAAACAAGGUAUCGUUUGAGGAUGAGAAGGAUCGUCAGAAUCGUAUUGCUAAAAUGCGCAGCCUUCUUUUUCGUCACGAGACGAAAGCAAAACACAUUAAAAAAAUUAAAUCGAAAACUUACCAUCGCCUGUUGAAGAAGGAUAGAGUGAAAGGGGCGUCUGCCCAUAUUGAAAUGGACCCUGAUGCUGCUAAAGAAUUAGCGAUGAAGCAAGAGUUUAAACGGGCAGAGGAGCGCAUGACUUUGAAGCAUAAAAAUAGCUCACAGUGGGCAAAGCGCAUUUUAAGUCGUGGUUUGGAUGCUCAAGAUGAAGGUACACGAGCGGCAAUAGCUGAGCAACUCCACCAGCAUGCUACUUUGACUCGUAAAAUGAACACAUUGAAAGAUAGUAGCAGUGGUAGUAGCAGUGAUGAAAGUAGUGAUGAAGAAUACUCAGAUGAUCAAACCGAGGAUAAUAACCACAGCAAGGCAUCAAAAUUGCUGGAGAGAGCAAAAGACAAGACUUUAAAAGCAUUAGAAGAUGGGGAUGAAGCUCCCAACUCAGGAUUGCUUGCUUUGCCUUUCAUGGUACGGGGGAUGAAGAAAAGGGAAGAGGCAGCUGCUGAAGAGGCAAAGCUUGCCAUCCAGGAGUUCGAAUCGCUCUCAAAGCAGCUUAAUAAUUCUGAGACGGAGAAUAUAAAGACAGAAACUACUAGUGGUAGAAGAACCUUUGGUGGAAUGAAAAAAUCUGCUCCAGAACCAAGGAAGAAGACAAAGCCAGAAUAUUAUGGUGAUACAGACGAUGAAGAUGACACUGAGACUCGAGAAGGCGUGGAGGAUGCUGGGGAUGAUAAAAAUACCAGUUUAAUUGUUGAUGAAAAUAUUGGUUCUGAUAUUCUCGGCGCAGACUCGAAAAGGCAUCAUAGUUCAGUUUUUAAAAGCUUUGAUGAAACUGUUAGAGAUCCGGGUCCAAAGACAACGUAUGAAGUUGCCAUUUUUGCAUCAGACACAUGGAAAAAGGCAAAAAAUCUUGAAAAAAAAGUGGAUUCUACAUCCACCGCCACUGCAUCUAAACCAGCUUUACAAGGUCAAGUUCCAAAGGAGACCGUGCAAGAUGUGGAUGAUCAAAGCGACUCGGACCACGAGCUCAUGGUUGAAGGGGUUUUGUCCUCGGCUAAUAAUGAGGCUUAUGAACUUCCAUCUCAAGCAGAGUUGAUUCACCAAGCUUUUGCUGGAGACAACGUAGAGGAAGAAUUUGAGAGGCAAAAAGAGGAAAUUCUUAAUGAAGAAAAUCCUGAACCUGAAAAGCCUGUUCUACUACCUGGAUGGGGCCAAUGGACUAAUGUCCAGAAGAAAAAAGGCUUACCUUCUUGGAUGCUGGAAGAACAUGACCGUGCAAACAAGAAGAGGCAGGAAAUUCUCAAGAACAGGAAGGAUGCGAAUCUCAAACAUGUUAUCAUCUCUGAGAAAUUGGAUAAAAAGGCUGAGAAACUCUAUACAAAGACACUGCCUUUUCCUUAUACGGCGAAGGAGGUAUUUGAGCAGAGCAUCCGUAUGCCUAUCGGCCCCGACUUCAACCCGACAUCUACAAUUGGAGCUCUUAAUCGUCCCGAGGUUGUGAAGAAGUCUGGAGUCAUUAUAAAACCGAUCGAGUUUAAGGAAGUUGAUACGCAACGAAAAGUCGAGGAGCACAAACAGAGUGGACAGAAACAAAAGAGAAAAAAAAGUAAAACCAACAACGGAAAAUCAGUCAAAAAGAUGAAAGCUGGGGCCUAAUAUCACAGUUGAUGUCUACUACACCUUGAAGGACAGCCAUGGUUUUUAGAGAGCAUUCAUGGCUUUCCUUAUGGCGAGGCUCGCUGCAGGCAAAGGUAAGAAGAUCUAGUUUGUAAAAGGUUUUGAUAAAUUUUGAAACGAGGCAAUCUGAUAAUAGUUAGGCUUUUAUUUAAUGUUCUAUUUGUAUGAUUUUUUGUUCAAUACAAUCAUGCUCUGUAUAAUUAUUAUCUUCUUUUUUGAUAUGAAACGUAGAUUGAAAAUUA
This is a messenger RNA of Cucurbita pepo subsp. pepo (vegetable marrow), 3155 nucleotides long. Its product is annotated as U3 ribonucleoprotein (Utp) family protein. Lineage: Eukaryota; Viridiplantae; Streptophyta; Magnoliopsida; Cucurbitales; Cucurbitaceae. The record is from RefSeq and is a predicted model, not a curated record. Gene Ontology annotation, cellular component: small-subunit processome; nucleolus. Gene Ontology annotation, biological process: rRNA processing.